Messenger RNA from Diachasmimorpha longicaudata, 1818 nucleotides. Its product is annotated as RNA exonuclease 4. Bases 456 to 1304 code for a protein of 282 amino acids. The transcript has 3 exons. The record is from RefSeq and is a predicted model, not a curated record. Gene Ontology annotation, molecular function: 3'-5' exonuclease activity; nucleic acid binding. NCBI's taxonomy places the organism in Eukaryota, Metazoa, Arthropoda, Insecta, Hymenoptera, Braconidae. Gene Ontology annotation, cellular component: nucleus. Gene Ontology annotation, biological process: rRNA processing.
UAAAUGGAAAACUAACAAAAUAUUUUAAGCUCAGUAGAAACGAUAUUAGUUCACUUUGUGACAAGAAAUACCUGCCGACCAUCGACAUACAACAGAUUCGCGGUGACAAAUUAAGCCGCUUCAUGAAAACGGGACUAAUUAGUACACAUAAUAAUAAUAAUCAAAUGUGCAGUCUAACCUCACACUCCAUUACAAACAACUGUUGCGGCUGAUUUGAGGAUUUAGAAGGAAAAUUACAUUGGAACGCUCAGCAAACUCGAAAACAAUUCCACGCGAAAGUUAACAAUAUAGGGAGGAAAUGAAGAAUAUGUUACCUAUGACUUAAAAAUAUGAAAACAAGAACACAAGGCAUUUCACAACAGCAUAUGGUCAACUGUAGAUAGAAAAAACGUAACAGAAGCACGUGGAAGCGAAUGGCUGCAUAGACGAACAUUAACCAAAAAUAAUUACGCCGAAUGUUGUCUAAAAUGAUGGCACCUGAGAUGGCGAAAUGCUAUGCCGAUUCUGUUAAGAAUAAUAUGAAACGUGCAGCGGUUGAAUCAAAGGAGAAUAAUAGAGAACCACAGAAAAACUCGACGAACGUCAAACCUCCAUCCAGAACUACAAAUUCUAAUUGGGACCAGUAUAAAAACGUUGUCAAUACACCUGCAACACAGAAAUCACCUUCUAAACGCCAUUCAACAAAUUCUGAAGUACCUCACAAGCGCAAGAGAGUGGCCAAAGGGAAAAAAAUCACAUAUUUGGUUAAAUCUGCGGUAACCAAUGUAAUGGCAAAAAUGGAUCUGGACAACGUGGAGUUAACCAAUCAAGUAGCAAUGGACUGUGAAAUGGUUGGUAUUGGGGACGGUACUGAGAGUAUGUUAGCAAGAGUGUCGUUAGUCAAUCGUCAUGGAGCCUGUAUUUACGACAAAUAUGUCAAACCCAGAGAGACUGUUCAAGACUAUCGCACCCCAGUGAGUGGAAUCCGACCCCACCAUCUCCAAAGUGGUGAAGAAUUCCACGUAGUUCAGGAAGAAGUAGCUAAUAUCCUUCGAGGAAGGAUUCUGGUUGGUCAUGCACUGAAAAAUGACCUCUCUGUCCUUUUUCUGUCACACCAAAAGAGGCAUCUCCGAGACACCUCAAGGUACACUCUGUUUAGGAACAUCUCAAAAGGCAAUACUCCAAGUUUGAAGAAACUCGCUGCGGAGUUGUUAGGCAUUGACAUUCAGACUGGUGAGCAUAAUUCUGUGGAGGAUGCUAGAACUGCAAUGCAGCUUUAUGUGUUGUAUAAGAAACGUUGGGAAACUGACAUCCGUUCUAGAUGAUCUUGACAGUGUGCACAGAGAUAAAUUCCCAGAACAAAGUAUUUUUCCCCUUCAGGGAAAUGAAAUUUUUGGACAAUGGAUGUGAUUUUUUCAUAUAGCCGUAUGUACAAAAAGUUUUUCAUUUCCAAAAAUUCAUUUUCUGAAUUCGUUUGACAGUCUUUAAAUGCAUGUAAGAUUUUCGUUCCAUUUGCAAAGAUUUCCACUCAAUUUUUUGUAGAUUUUAUAGAAUUUUUGUUACUUGGAAAAUUUUGUCACAAUUUCCUGUGAAUAACUUAAAAUAAUUAUUAUUGGCCAAAUUGCAUCAACAGUGUUGCCUUCAAACUCUCUGUCCGAUUUACAGUAGGCAGAGGAUUUACAAAAGCGGAUGCUAGCGUCCACCCUGAUGGAAACAUCAGGGAACCGUACCACAUAAGUUGAACAUAACAAUAAAUACGUAAAUUUGAAUAUUGCCCAAAGUGUUAAAGAUUUAUUUUCAUUAAAUGGAAGAAUAAAAAUAAUUAGUUACACAUUAAAA